Aureobasidium vineae is the source of this 1392-nucleotide messenger RNA. The record is from the annotation of a GenBank genome assembly. Lineage: Eukaryota; Fungi; Ascomycota; Dothideomycetes; Dothideales; Saccotheciaceae.
AUGGCUUCCAAGCUCCUCAGUCUUCUGGCAGCCUUGCCAAUCUGCAUCAAUGCAGCACCCAACCUUCUGCCCCGUCAAGAUUCUGGCAAUACUGCAACUGUCGACCUGUCAGUUGGAGCUCGCCGCGGUGCACCCCAGAAUCUCGCUUCGGGAGUUCUCUAUGGUAUCCCCGAUGACCCAACCCAAAUCCCCGAUAAUUUCUACAGCGACAUGGGCUACAACUAUGCCCGUAUCGGUGGUGCUCAGCUGGCUGAAGGUGGCUGGAGUGAGGGCAUUGACGCCUAUUAUGCACGCUUCAACAACACCAGAGACAAUUACAUCCAGGCUCGCAAGUUUGGCGCAAAGGUUAUUGUUCUCCCUCAUGAUAUUUGGGGAACUGAUCAUGCAAACGAUUCUACCGUUUGGCCGGGUGAUAAUGGCGAUUGGACCAACUAUGAUCAGUAUCUUGACCAACUGCUUGGCGACCUCAAGGCCAACGAUAUGCUCGACGGCCUCGUCUAUGACACUUGGAAUGAGCCUGAUGGCGGCUACUUCUGGAAACGCUCUCAGGCACAGUACCUGGAUCUGUGGUCCCGCACCUACCAGCGUAUCAGACAAGACUCUGACCUGUCCGGAGUCUGGAUCAGUGGACCUUCCUACGCAGGUACACCCAACACCGGCAACGACUGGUGGACCAACUGGGCCGCCCGCAUUGUAGCCGACAACACAAUCCCCGACCAGUACACUUGGCACGAUGAGCCCGGUGACGUGGCCGUAGAUAUCCCCCAAUGGCAAUCCAUCCAAUCGCAAUACUCCCUUCCCAACAAAGAGAUCAACAUCAACGAAUACGCCACUUUCGACCAGCAAAUCUCUGCUGGAGCGGCUUGGUGGAUUUCUCGCCUCGAACGCUACAACCUCAGAGGAUUGAGAGGAAACUGGCUUUCGGGCUGGCAGUUGCGCGAUUUCCUUGCUAGUCUGUUGACCAAGACUGACACUAAUGACUACACUGGCACUGGGUAUGCUGGCAAUGGCGAGUACAACGUCUACAAGUACUACUACAACAACAUGACCGGCGAGAGAGCAACCACAACCAGCACCGGGGACGGCGUAAUGGAUGUCUACGCAACCGUCGGCACAGACAAGGCUCGUGUGCUCACCGGUGUCCUCAAUCAACAAGGUACUUGGUUCAUCACACUCAACAACCUUUCCGCACUCGGCUUGAGCACUUCUGGCGUUUUGAACAUCCAGACUUGGGGCUUUGAUGAUGCAGGACACUUUGGUGCUGUUGCUGGCCCUUCGGACCGUGGUGUUUAUGGCCACCAGUAUGAUGGCGACACAGUCACUUUUCCAGUAUAUCAAACUUCCCAGGAUGAGAACACUGCUUGGGGGUUCGAGUUUGCUGUUGGUGGCUAG